AUGUCAAAGGAUGUUUGUACAGAGAUUGUGUUGAUCGAAGGAUUGGGCAUUGAUGGUGAUGCUCAUAAUGGUGUCUACGUUCAACAUUUGAGUAGAGUCAAAACCAAUCCAACAGCACCCAAUCUGCGCCAGGUUCAUCUGAUUCACGCAGAGCUGCAUGACAACCUCAAGACAAUGAACUUCACACGUGGCGUCAAUCCAGGAGAGAUGGGCGAGAACAUCACAACACGUGGCAUCGAUCUCCAUGCCCUGCCCACAGGCACCAAGCUGCAUCUUGGCAAUGAUGGCGCGGUGGUCCAGCUGACAGGCCUGCGCAAUCCAUGUCGUCAACUUGAAGGCCUUCAACAGGACCUCCAAAAGGCAUGUCUCGAGACUGAUCAAGACGGCAAGAUCACCAAGCGUAAAGGAGGUGUGAUGAGUAUUGUGCUCAAGGGUGGUGUCGUUCGCCCGAAUGAUCAGAUCACAGUUGUGUUGCCAGAGGAGCCACAUCAACCAUUGGUAUGUGUAUAG
Molecule: messenger RNA, 510 nt
Organism: Acytostelium subglobosum LB1
Lineage: Eukaryota; Evosea; Eumycetozoa; Acytosteliales; Acytosteliaceae
Exons: 1
Coding region: 1-510 (169 amino acids)
Molecular function (GO): molybdenum ion binding; catalytic activity; pyridoxal phosphate binding
Source: RefSeq, a predicted model, not a curated record